Prorocentrum cordatum is the source of this 441-nucleotide messenger RNA. The record is from the annotation of a GenBank genome assembly. NCBI's taxonomy places the organism in Eukaryota, Dinophyceae, Prorocentrales, Prorocentraceae.
AUGAACUUACGCACGAGCAUGGCACAGCAUCUCUUCGCAUUAUCAUGGGCGCACGUGAUCGACAGCAGCUCCAUGCAAACAUCUCGCAUGUUGCUACAAUUAGGCGCUGAUUUCAAUAUCCCGUGUUUCUCGGGAAGCACCCCGCUUGAAUGGUUCGUGCUCAAUCUUGGCACCGUACGAUCAGAACAUAGGCACGUUCUCCUACCAUUCGACGAUGCAAUUUUGAAUGAGCUCCUGGAUGCUGGUGCGAAUGCUGAUGGGUUAUUGGGAACUGCGGCGAUGAACCGAUAUGACACAGUUGUGCAAGAAAUGCUGCGGCACGGUGCUGAUCCGAAUUUCACAACACUGUGGUUCGAAUCACGCGAGACUGCACUCGAGACCAUGUUGCGCAACACAGGUGCGUUCUUCGUUGGGCAUCAUUGGGACCCUAAGCUGACCUAA